Messenger RNA from Salvia hispanica, 1116 nucleotides. RefSeq names its product BTB/POZ domain-containing protein At4g08455-like. Gene Ontology annotation, molecular function: protein binding. Lineage: Eukaryota; Viridiplantae; Streptophyta; Magnoliopsida; Lamiales; Lamiaceae. The record is from RefSeq and is a predicted model, not a curated record.
AGGUGCUAUUAAAUUAACUGAAAAAAAAAAACACACACACAAUGCGGCGGAACAACCAGUGGAGGCGGCGGUCGUCCUUCGAUUCCGACGUGGAUUUCGACGACGAAGAGGACGAAGAUGAGGACGAGGACGAGGACGCGUCUUCCUCGGCGGCGGCGCGGCGGCGAGUGAGGAUGAAGUGCCUGUCGUGCAAGGAGGACUACGGCGAUCGCAGCGCCGGCACUUGCCGCGAGUGCUACGAGGAGGCCGGCGAGACGGAGGAGGAGCUCAAGCGAGAGAUCGACGAGCUCAAGUCCAAGGUCAAUUUCCUCCGCCUCCUUUGUUCCAGCCCUAACUCCGUUGCUAGGGCCAACACCCCCUGCUUCUCCGACGUCGUUCUGGUCGCCUGCCCCUCGCCGGAUUCCUCCGACAUCCCCUGCAACUCCCCCUCCAUCCCCGCACAUCGCGCUGUUUUGACGAGCCGAUCGCCGGUUUUUAGGGCAAUGCUGGAGAACGAGAUGGAGGAGAGCCUGAGCGGGACGAUCAAGAUGAACGACGUGUCGUACGACGCUCUCCGAGCGUUCGUGAACUAUCUCUACACUGCAGAGGCGAGCCUUGACGAGCACAUGGCCUGCGAUCUCUUGGUGUUGGCGGAGAAAUACCAAGUGAAGCAUCUCAAGACCUACUGCGAGAGAUAUCUCAUGUCCAGACUCAACUGGGAGAACUCCCUCCCGUACUACGCCUUCGCCCAUCAGCACGGUGCCAAGACCUUGCUCGAGGCCGCCCUCUCCCUCAUCCUCGACCACAUGGACAAGGUCACGAAGCGGGAGGAGUACGCCGAGCUGGUUGACAAGGAUCCCCGUGUUGUCGUUGACAUCUACGAAGCCUACCUCUCCAAGCAGGUCAACACUGCUGCAACCAAAGAUUCACCACCACCAAAGCCCCCUUCAUAAGACUGGGGAUGGUGAUUCUUGAUUCUUGGCUGUGAGUUGCUCUUUUGCUUUCGAAUGAAUUGCAAUAACAAUUGGGAAAUUUCCUUUUUGUGUUUUGGUACCAACAAUCUAAGAGUAUUUGUGUGAGAAAGAGAACAUUCAUUUAGGUAUAUAUAUAUAUGAUGUUCAAAAAAAUUGUGUACUA